UUUUCUUGCUUCUUUCUUGCACUCUUUCUUUGUGACUUCUUCUUCUACAAACUCUCUUUGAUUUCUUUGCUUGAGUGACUGCCACAGCACUAUCCCAAUUUGCAUGAACUUUUUCUGUUUGUCUUCUUCGCCAUCUAAGAAUAUUAUAUUAAUGGCAUAUGGUCUUGUUCCUCUGCACUUCUUCUUCUCUUUCUUGGGUUCUUAGUCACUUUUUUCUGUGUUUUUUAGUCUGAAGAACAAGUUUCAAGAAAAGGGUAAAAACAAACCCAAGAUUUGAGGUUGGUUUUUCAAAUUUAGUUAGUUGGAUCAUGGCAAUUUGCUGUGAUCUUGAAGUGGAUGUCAAUGGAGAAGAAACUUUCAUGGUGAAUAAGAAGCUUAUAUCUUCAUACUCGGGAAGAUUAAGCAAAUUAUCUGGUAAAUCAACUGGUUCAGCAAGAACUUUCAAAGUGAUAUUCAAUGACUUUCCGGGUGGGGCCGAAAGUUUCGAGUUUAUGUCUAGAUACUGCUACAACAAUGGUAGAAUAGAUAUAACUCCCUACAAUAUUUCACUCCUUCAUUCUGCUGCACAGUACAUGGAAAUGUACAGUUCUGUUUCUGGAACUCAAAAUUUGUCGGAACAGACUGAGAAAUCACUUCACGAGAUCAACGAGUGGACAUGGUCUGAAAUUCUUAUUUGUAUCAAGCAGAGCCAAGGCUUAUUUUCGGAUGCCAAUUCUUUAGCUGUUGUUAAGAGAUGUAUGGAUUCCCUAGUUGGUAGGAUGGCUUUAUCUAGCGAAUCGAGUUCAUCUCUGUCUACGUCUUCCCCUGAUAGCUCCAGCAUUCGGUUUUCGUGUGACACUAGGAGUACGGAGAGUUUGCGAAACGGCUUCUCUCGAGCAACUUGGUGGUUUGAGGAUCUUUUGGUUCUGAGUUCUGAAUUUGUUGAAAUGCUGAUAAAAUCAAUGGUGUCUCAGAAGUUAGAUCACGCCAUGAUCGUUAGGUUUCUGGUUUAUUAUCAGAAAAACAAGUCCAAUACAGGAACGUCCGACGAGAAGCAACGAAUCAUUGAAAUUGUUAUUGAAAUGCUAUAUAUUCUUGAUUGGAAAUCUAUUUUGUGCAAGAGUCUUUUUGGGAUUCUUCGAGUUGCUUUGAAGUUGAAUAUAAGCAAAAGUUGCAGGAACAAAUUGGAGAAAAUGAUAGGUUCUCAGCUGGAUAAGGCAACUCUUGACAAUCUGCUUAUCCCGUCUCCAUACGGGACGACUUACUUAUAUGAUACGAAUUUAGUCUUAAGAUUUCUAAGAGCACUUCAGCAUGGAGGAAACUGUCAAGUAACUUUGAUGCGAUUAAAGAAUGUUGCUCGGCUGAUUGAUUUGUAUAUAGCAGAAGUAUCUCCAGAUCCUUGUUUAAAACCUUCAAAGUUCUUAGCAUUAGCCAUGUCCUUGCCUGACUCUGCUAGAGACUCUUACGACGAAAUAUAUCGUGCCAUUGAUAUUUAUCUAGAGGUGCAUGCCGGAUUAUCGGAGGAAGAAAAAACGAAGAUAUGUUGCGCAUUGAACUAUGAGAAGCUAUCAGCUGAAGCUUGCAUACACCUUGCACAGAAUAAGAAAUUUUCAUCAAGAAGUGCAGCCUUAGCUCUGAGAUUUCAGCAGCUCAAGCUCAAGAACUUACUUCAAGGAGCCAACUCAACAUGUCAUGACGGCUCGCCUAGUGAAGGUAGCGAUCAGAUUGUUGUUUACGCCGGAAAACUUGACCUUCCAGAUGAUAGCGAGAAACUUAAGGCGCAUUUGCAAGGAAUGCAAUGCAGGGUAAUAGAAUUGGAGAAAGUUUGCAGGAAAAUGCAAAGCCAGAUGACAAAAAUUAUGAAGUCAAGAGUGGGAAGCCAUAGUAAUGCUAGAUCCUUACCCAAGCUAUGUUCAUGAUAUUGUUAAAUGUUUAUUCAAGUCCUUCAAUUUGUAAAUAGCAUGAAAAUAUAUUAAUUUUAAUUUUUUUUUUGUUUCUAACAGUUUGUUCAUGCAAAAUCUGAAAUGUAAAAUGGAUGGGAUAUUGGUUGUACAGCUAAGAUAGUUACAGAUCAAAGAGAGUAGACUUUUGAGGGUUUUGUGA
Messenger RNA from Mercurialis annua (annual mercury), 2082 nucleotides. Its product is annotated as BTB/POZ domain-containing protein At3g22104. NCBI's taxonomy places the organism in Eukaryota, Viridiplantae, Streptophyta, Magnoliopsida, Malpighiales, Euphorbiaceae. Gene Ontology annotation, molecular function: protein binding. The transcript has 3 exons. The coding region runs from base 309 to 1898 and encodes 529 amino acids. The record is from RefSeq and is a predicted model, not a curated record.